This is a messenger RNA of Ipomoea triloba (trilobed morning glory), 2869 nucleotides long. Its product is annotated as auxin response factor 9-like. Gene Ontology annotation, cellular component: nucleus. The transcript is spliced from 14 exons. Gene Ontology annotation, molecular function: protein binding; DNA binding. Lineage: Eukaryota; Viridiplantae; Streptophyta; Magnoliopsida; Solanales; Convolvulaceae. The coding region runs from base 448 to 2403 and encodes 651 amino acids. Gene Ontology annotation, biological process: response to hormone; regulation of DNA-templated transcription. The record is from RefSeq and is a predicted model, not a curated record.
CACAGGAGAGAGUACUACACCCUACACUACUACUACUACUACAGUGAAAAAAGCAGACAACCACGUUCUCAGUGAGAAAGCAACAAAUCGAGGCGUAUAAUAAGCUGUUUUUGGGAUUCUGUAACGUUUGCGGCUUCUUCGUUCUCUCUUUUUCCCCUUCUCCAUUGAUUUUUUUUUUUUUUUUUUAUAAUAAGCUGCUGCUUCAGCCAAGCUUUGCUGAGCUGAAAGCCUGUCGUAACGUAAAGGAGGAGCAAAGGGUCAAAAAUUUUGAGGGAAAAGUUUGCAUCUUUCGCUGAGGGUUCUUCUUGAUAUUUGUCGGGUUGUUUGUAAUUACUAGAUUAAUCGUGCCAUUGAAUUGAAUAAAUGCUAAGUCUGCGGUGAAUUCGGGUUGAGAAUUUCUGGGUAUUUGUUGAAUUUUCAAAUAAAAACAUUUUUUUUUCUGUUUUAAUGAUGAUGGUGGAUAGAACCUCUUCUUCUUUCUCUUCUCUGCGACAAAAUGGCAAUCCCUCAGGGAAGGAUGAUCUGUAUGAUGAACUAUGGAAGCUCUGCGCGGGUCCAUUGGUGGAUGUUCCUAGACCUGAUGAAUGGGUUUACUAUUUUCCACAAGGUCACAUGGAACAAUUGGAGGCAUCGACCAAUCAAGAGAUGGAUCAGAGGAUAUCAAUGUUUCCUCUGCAGUCGAAGAUCCUUUGCCGUGUUUUAAACAUUCACCUUCUGGCUGAACGAGACACUGAUGAGGUUUAUGCCCAAAUUACUUUGAUGCCGGAAGAGCAAAUGAAGGCAACUAAUCCGAAUCCAUGCCCUCCUGAGCCUCCAAGCCCCAAAAUUCACUCGUUCUGCAAAGUUCUAACUGCAUCAGAUACAAGCCCUCAUGGCGGGUUUUCUGUUCUAAGGAGACAUGCUACUGAAUGCCUUCCUCCCCUGGACAUGAGUCAGGAGACUCCGAGUCAGGAUUUGGUAGCCAAGGAUCUUCAUGGUGUCAACUGGCACUUUAAGCAUAUAUAUAGAGGGCGACCUCGAAGACAUUUGCUCACAACUGGAUGGAGUACCUUUGUCUCAUCGAAGAGAUUAGUUGCAGGAGAUUCUUUCGUGGUCUUGAGAGGAGAAAAUGGGGAACUUCGAGUUGGGGUUAGGCGUCUGGCUAGGCAACAGAGCUCCAUGCCACCGUCGGUUAUUUCUAGUCAAAGCAUGCAUCUAGGAGUGCUUGCAACAGCGUCUCACGCUGUUACAACUCAAACUCUGUUUGUUGUCUACUACAAGCCGAGAACAAGCCAGUUCAUAAUAGGCUUGAACAGAUACGAAGAAGCCAUUAAUCGCGGAUUUUCAGUAGGCAUGAGAUUCAAGAUGCGGUUUGAAGUAGAGGAUUCGCCUGACAGAAGAUUUCUGGGAACCAUAGUUGGGGUUGAAGAUAUCUCCACACAGUGGGAAGACUCUGACUGGAGAUCAUUGAAGGUUCAAUGGGAUGAGCCCUCGCCCGUUACUAAACCUGAAAGGGUUUCUCCGUGGGAGAUUGAGCCUCUCGUGCAAUUAAUCCCACCAAGUCUCGCUCAACCUGUGGCGAUGAAGAACAAAAGGCCUCGCCUACAUAUUAAACCUACUGUUUUGGAACCUUUGUCGUCAAAAGCAUCAUCUGAUAUAACCCAACCGAAUGGUACUACUACUCAAGGACAAAGCGCUGACCGCCUGUUUUCUCAGCUUACUACACAAUCAGAUGCGAGUGGUUCACUCCUCAAUGGCAGCCGCAGCUGCUCUACAAGGAGUCAUACUCAUACCGAGGCUGUCUGGCCUUCUCAUGUUAAAGCUUCUUUGAGCGUGUAUGCUGAUGAAACUGAAGAUAGUAAAGCAGCUUCUGCUCGGUCUGUUUAUUCGAGCCAUGUGCCCCCACGGAGUGGAGAACAGAAUGAUAAACUACAGUUGGGUACUGCCUCAACUUGUAGAUUGUUCGGUAUUGACUUGAAAAGUACCUCGGUGGUCUUAGUCCCCGAGAGUCCAAGGAUAGCAUGCAGUGGUGAUUUGGGGCAAAAGCCCGACAAUUCUGUACAUUCCAAGGAUUUGAAGCAAGAACAAUCACUUGGCCGAGCAAAGGAGGGUAAAAACAAGCCCAGUUACUCCACUAGAAGUCGCAUCAAGGUUCAAAUGCAAGGCGUGGCAGUGGGUCGUGCAGUGGACUUGACAGCCCUAAAGGGAUACGAUGAACUUAUAGCUGAACUCGAAGAGAUGUUUGAAAUCCAGGGAGAGCUUCACCCGAGGAAGAAAUGGGAAAUUGUCUUUACAGAUAAUGAGGGGGACAUGAUGCUUAUGGGCGAUCACCCAUGGCUAGAAUUCUGUAGUGUGGUCAGAAAGAUUCUUAUCUGUUCCAGUGCUGAUGUGAAGAAAAUGAGUGCUGGCAUAGAAGCUAUGUGAUCAGGGUGAACAUAGAUAAUGAAAAAUACAACUUUUGAUGUCAGUUUCCUUAGGUUAUUCUCUUAUUUGCUCUCUCCCCCAUGGUAAAUAAACACAUUUGGCGGGGAGUUUGUAGAACAUUUUUCUUGUAGGCCGGCUUGGGAAGGAGAUUUUCAUUGUAUGCCAUCAAGACCGAAAUUAAUGGGAAAAUCAGAGUAGUGAUCAAAGCUUAUUCUUGCUAGACGGGGGGCUAAGUUUUCAUAACAGCUAAGAAAUAGACAUCAUUUUAGUCACUGCAGAACUUAUUUAGUAUUAGUAACUAGUGCAGGGAAACCAGUGGAAUCUGUUGAUAUCUGAUGAGAAGUAAUUGUGUUUUCCUGUAUAUAUGUUUUGUGGUUUUGGUGGGUAUCUGCAAACAGUUUGUAACUGGAACUGGAACUGGAAAUGUUUGGAAUGACAGUAGCCAAGAUUAUAUGCAUUUUUGCAA